Messenger RNA from Coccomyxa subellipsoidea C-169, 255 nucleotides. RefSeq lists its product as hypothetical. The transcript is spliced from 2 exons. Gene Ontology annotation, cellular component: clathrin adaptor complex. Gene Ontology annotation, biological process: intracellular protein transport; vesicle-mediated transport. Bases 1 to 255 code for a protein of 84 amino acids. The record is from RefSeq and is a predicted model, not a curated record. Lineage: Eukaryota; Viridiplantae; Chlorophyta; Trebouxiophyceae; Coccomyxaceae.
AUGUGCAUGUCCAAAGACUUUUGCCGCAGAGUUGGGGCGGUGGGCAUUGCGACGAUGGCCUCGGGCGGGGUGGCGCCCACCUUCAGGUUCUACAUGUAUGCCAAGCCGACAGGCAGCCCAUCCACGGUGCUGCUGGAGGCUAUCGUGGACAAGAGCGCUGGAAGCGCGAGUGUGACCCUGAAGUGCGAGGACGCAGCGUUGGUGCAGCAGUUUGGCGAGCUGUUCCGCAGGCAGUUGGAUGCCAUGGCAGGGUAG